Molecule: messenger RNA, 628 nt
Organism: Melitaea cinxia (Glanville fritillary)
Lineage: Eukaryota; Metazoa; Arthropoda; Insecta; Lepidoptera; Nymphalidae
Exons: 3
Coding region: 3-527 (174 amino acids)
Source: RefSeq, a predicted model, not a curated record
CAAUGACGGGAGAAAUUAAGCGCCCUGAGCAGUUACGUCUCAAGUGGGAAAAUUUAAAGAAAGCUGCCAGAAAACGUAAUGCACUCAUACGACAAAACAAUAUCAAGACAGGUGGUGGAAAGACCUACAUCCCUCCAGAUGAGGCACUGGACCGAGUAGCAUCCAUGCUAGGUGCAUCAUGUACUGGGUUCACAGUGGAGUUCGGCGGUGAUAGGGAGGAACUAGUUGAAAUACAAAAUGUGGAAAUUUUAGACGUUCAGCCUGAUGAGACAAACAAAGAUGAGAAUGAGGUGGUGGGUAGUUUAGAGGCAGUUGGUCAUUUGAAGCAUACUCCUAAAAAAUUUGUUUUUAACACACCUAAAAGUGGCCAAAAUAAAAAACGAAAGCUCUCUCAGGAACUUCAGAGAGCUCAAUGUGAUAAGGAGCAAGCAAUGGCGGCUUAUUUUCGAGCCAAGGCAAAAAAAGUGGAGCUUGAAACAAUCAAAUUACAAUUAGAAAUAGAACAAUUAAAAAAUAGUGUUAAGUGAUAAUUGAUUUGAUGAUUAUAAUUGAUUGAUUGUGAUGUUUAUACGUAUAGUGGCACUCCUUUUUUUUCAACUUUAUAUUAAUAAAUUAUUGGGAUCUAAAA